UCUGGCUUCUCCGCUUCCGUCAAUUUUGAGAAAUUGGUUCCGCCUAUGUUCCGCUUUCUGCUGCUGAACGAGUUUAUGGUGAAAAGCAAGAAGUCGCGACCGCAAAGCAGAGCCGGUCGUAACAACACGCCAUACCAGCGAACGGCCGCAUGCGAGACGCAACGCGUGGUUUGCUGAAACAGUGGCGUUGCUUCUUCAGCGUGCUACUGGGCCGUCGUGGCCAGCUGCGCAUAGGCACCUAGAAACACCUGCGAUUUCACGCGCGCGAAGGUCUAUUAGAAACCGGGUUCGCUCUCUGGUGGGAUACAGCGACCGGAAUGACUGAACAGCAAGCUUCAGCGGACAUCGUUGCAGAACUUUUGGAAGUUGCAGUGCACAAUAUCCUGUACUCGAGGAAGCUCUAUCCCGAAGAAAUGUUCCAGAAGUCGUGGAAGUAUAAUAUCCCGGUCCACUUGGCGUCACAUCCACAGAUUGUGGACUACAUUGACAGCUGUGUGAUGACAGUGCACAAGUUGCUCCAGCGAAACGAGCUACGCAAGAUGGUUGUGCACGUUACAGACUCUAACCACAGGCCCCUGGAACAGUUUGUUUUUGAGGUCACCGUACCAGUUGAAGGGUCCUCAACUCGUUCUAAUCUCUCUAGGCGACAGAAAGAAGAGGAAGACUCUUACCUGCUUGACGUAGAAGCGGCAGCGCGAGCCAUUUGCCUCAAGGUGACUUCGUGUGACUCCGUCCUGCAAGACAAUCCACAAGGCUGUUCAUUCAGCAUCCAGUUACAUGUUGCAGAGAGCACAGCGAUGAGGCUGUCCUUGAGUGAUGAUCCCGAUGACCAGUCGUUCCCCUGGAUAGAGGCAGAUGACAAGGACAUAGACAUACCUGGCGGAAGCAUAGUGCCUCUCAAGUGUGCCAACACAACCGUGGGAAAGGUCCAGCUCUAUGUUGUCGAGAGUGACGUCAAAAAGCCUUCAUCCUCUUGAUGGUGUUGUAUUUCUAAUCACAAAAAUUUUUCAUGUUACUUUAGGAAAAAAGCAUCAUUUUUUCGACCGACUCUAAGUUAUUAUGUAAAUAAAUUUUAAUACUCAAGCAAGAUGCUUGAGAUCUUUUGUGAA
Molecule: messenger RNA, 1109 nt
Organism: Dermacentor albipictus
Lineage: Eukaryota; Metazoa; Arthropoda; Arachnida; Ixodida; Ixodidae
Gene: PolZ2
Product: DNA polymerase zeta subunit 2
Cellular component (GO): zeta DNA polymerase complex
Source: RefSeq, a predicted model, not a curated record